AUGAUAUGUGUCUCGGAAUGGCCGGGACCAGACCUCAGUGGCUCUUACCUGAUGUAUCAAUUUGUUCUCGUAUUGAUCCAGUUCGCCUUGACGCUUUCUGUUUGUCAGACACAGUCGAAACACCUGCCAAUUGCCACAUUGACCAAGAUGAGUUCCAAUACCAGUACUCCAGGAAUGGAGCUAUUCGUCCGCAGGAUUGACGAGAAUGCCAAAUGGCAACCUCAUCAUGCACUUGUACGAUUCGCUGGCGGGUCUGACUGGGAGACAGAGGGUUACCGUUCGUUGACUUGGCAACAAUACGCCGAUGGCAUCAACAAGACUGCACACUGGCUUGACAAGACCUUUGGAAAGUCUGUGAACAACGAUACUGUUGCGUAUUCUGGUCCCAGUGACGUCCGAUAUGCGUUCCUAUUCGCAGCAUCAGUCAAGACAGGUCGCAAGUUGCUUGUUCCAGAUGGUCGUUUCAUGAAGGACGGACUUGAUGCGCUGCUAGAGUCAUCAAACUGCAAGAUUUGGCUGUAUUCCGAGGGAGGUGCAUUCAGCCCCGAGCCUGAGCUUGCAGCAUCUGGUAUCCAUGUUGAGCAGUUCCAAAGCCUCGAAUGGUGUCUUUCUGCUCAAGGAACCGAGCCCUACGCCUAUGAGAAGACUUACGAGCAGGCGAAGGACGAUGAGAUUCUCAUCAUCCAUACUGGAGGCACCACAGGUGCGCCUAAGCCAAUCUUCAUGAACAAUGGCUUCUGGGCGGCUGGAUGUUCAUCUGCCGGCUUGGCUCGCCGUCACUGGCCCAGGGGGAUAUCUACAGAUUCUUUCUAUGGCCGUUCCCUGAUCUUGGCAAUCCCAAUGAGGCUGCAGCCUGGCCUUGUCCUAAUCAACAUGUUUGCCGUUUUCUCUGGCACCUGUGUUAUCCAACCCCCUCCGGAUGUGGUCGGGCUUCCGCCAGCUAUUUUCCAGAAGCUUCUGCGUCUCAACAAGGUUGAUGGGCUGAUGGGAUUUCCUUUCACCAUCGUUGACCUAUACAAUAACGAAGAGACGCGGGAAUCACUGAAGUCGCUUGAGUUCAUCACUUAUCUAGGAUCUGCUCUCGAUCGCGUUGUCGGGGACGCAUUGUGCGAACACACCAGGCUCAAUUCUGUCAUGGGAGCCACAGAGUCUGGUGGUCGCUUUUCCCUGCAUCCCAUCGACAGGAAGCUAUGGUAUAGCUUCCAGUUCAUUCCUGAGCACCAUGUUCGUUUGGUCAAGCUAGAGGGCUCUGGUGAAGCUCUGGGUGACGGAGAUGACUCUGAUGUGUAUCAGAUGUUCAUUGACAGGCCACCUGACGGUGGACCAUCCAUCUAUCAGUGUGCCUUCUGGAACUACAAGAUGUUCAAGGACGUUGAGACGAUCGAUACGAAGGAGUUGUGGCGUCCGAUCAAAGACAGCGACGGCAGUACCCGAUGGGAAUCGGUGGCCAGAACUGAUGAUUGGACGAAGCUGAUUUGGAUGGCCAAAUUCCACGCUCAGGACAUCGAGACCAAAGUCUCCAGGUACCCUGGAGUCAAACACGUCAUGGUCGGCGGUGCAGGGCGCAUUGCACCAUACGUCCUGAUAGAAGUGAGGGAGGAUCUGCUUGGAAGGAACCACGAAGAGCUUCUUGAUGAUAUUUAUGAGAAGACUAUUGUGGGACACAAUGAGAUUUCUGCGAAAGCAGUGGCCAUUCCGAGACAGACUGUAUUCUUGGCCAGCAAGGAAAAACCUAUCAAGCUGACUGUCAAGCAAUUGGUGCUUCGGAGGGAGGUCGAGAAGGAUUACAAGGAAGAGAUUGAGGACGUAUACAAGACGCUUGAGGCUGCAAGCAAUCAGACGGCAGGGGAGAAGUUCGUGCAAAACAUGAAUUAA
Messenger RNA from Colletotrichum tamarilloi, 1875 nucleotides. RefSeq lists its product as uncharacterized. Bases 1 to 1875 code for a protein of 624 amino acids. The record is from RefSeq and is a predicted model, not a curated record. NCBI's taxonomy places the organism in Eukaryota, Fungi, Ascomycota, Sordariomycetes, Glomerellales, Glomerellaceae. Gene Ontology annotation, biological process: fatty acid metabolic process. The transcript has 4 exons. Gene Ontology annotation, molecular function: medium-chain fatty acid-CoA ligase activity.